Molecule: messenger RNA, 412 nt
Organism: Paramecium pentaurelia
Lineage: Eukaryota; Ciliophora; Oligohymenophorea; Peniculida; Parameciidae
Source: the annotation of a GenBank genome assembly
UAUGAAUUUAGAUGAUUAAAUGGAAAGAUGUGCUUUGGAAUAUUGUAAGAGAAGAGAUUUCUUACCAUUUUAGUGUACACUUUGUAAUAAAAAAUUUUGUCUUGAACAUAAGGAUCUUAAAGAUCAUGAGUGUCCAUUUUAAUUUGCUGAAAAGAAGGCUGUGUAAUGUUCUAAAUGCAAUAAAGUUAUUCAAUAUUUAUCAACCAAAUCAGAAGAAGAGGUGUUAAAGUAACAUGUAUGCGAAUAAGUAAAGAAAGAGGAAUAAAAAUGUCCUUAAUGUAAAGUAAGAUUAAAUGAAGUGAACAAAUAUGAAUGUAAACAAUGUCAUCGAGAGGUUUGUUUAAAACAUCGUAUGUAAGAAGAUCAUAAUUGCAGGAGGAUUAAUUAGACUGGCUGUUGUACUUUAAUGUGA